UGUGUUGGGGUUCUUGGGCCAAGCUGUCCUGACACGUUGCAGCAGCACCAACAGACUGCUGACUGGAGCUGGACCAGGAGGAGUCCUCUGGAUCCUUAUUUGUCCUGCUUCACCUGUAUGACUUGAUUAAACAGCUGCAAUGAAUCAGAGCAAAGAGGGAGUUGAGCCUUUUCAAUAUUCCUAUUAUGACUAUUCAGACUGGUACUCAAACAACGCAGAGCCUACAAAACCACCCAAAGAAGUUAUUUUACCAUGUGACCCGACAGCAGAUGACAAGCUCUUCCAUAUAUGCAUAUUAUCGAUAUCACUGGUGAUCAUGUUAAUCCUGGCAGGUCUCACCAGGAAAAAUAAAUUCUGCCAGGGUUUCGCAAGAGGAUCCUCAAGCAUCUUCAGUCCAGCCAACUUCCUGGAUCAGACUCAGAAAAAAGGAGUGGUUAUGGCUGUUUUUGGACUGGUGUUCAGCAAGCUGGCAAUGCUGGUGAUCACCCCAGACCCUCUGCCUUUCUCCAAAGAUACUCCAGCAGAUAAUAAAGAGUACAUGAAGAUAAUCGCCAUAUUUUAUUACCCAAUCCUGUAUUAUCCUCUGUUGGUAUGUGGAACUCUGCAGCGCAAAGCAGGUUAUGUGUUUGGGACACUGCUCUCCUUCACUCACUUUGGAGUCCUGGUGUGGCAGAAAUUUGACUGUCCAAAGACUCCAGAGAUCUAUAAAUACUAUGCUCUACUCGCAAGUCUGCCUCAGCUGGCCUGCCUUGCAUAUCUCUGCAUUCAGUUCCCUUUGCUGUUUGUGAAAGGACCAAAGACGGACGAGGACCUUGACAGUAGCUACUACACCAACUAUGUGAAGUUACUUCUCAAGAAAAAGUCCUCAACUGCCAGUUUGUCAGCAUCUGACAAACCAGCGCUUGCAGAGAGAAUUCUGGAGGUGAUUAAGGGUUACAUUUAUAUUCCUGAAAAAGUGUUUCGUUUUCCACUGAAGCUGGCGGUAUCAUCUUUUGUUACCUGUGUGGCUAUACACCAUACCGCACUCUUGAUAGUUGUCCUGGUGGUGCCCACUCUCCACAUUGUUCGUGCUGGUAUUGAUGAAAAUAUCGCCUUCUUGUUACUGGGUUUUGGGAUUGUGUUAUCAGAUGACAGGAUGGAGGUUGUUAGAAUUGUAACUUUUUACACAUGGCUGCUGGAAGUAUGCUACCUCUGUGCGAUGACCCUGUCUUGCUUGGUCAGCCUUAUUAUGCUCAUGAGGUCCAUGGUUCUCCACAGAUCAAACCUAAGAGGACUGUAUAAGGGAGACAUUUACAAGCUUUGCAACAACCAGAAAACCAUGCAUCCGUCUAGAACAGGUGUUGUCUGUUGGAUGGGCUUGACGGGAUACCAGGCUGCAAUCGUCAGCCUUGGAAUGGCUAUCCAGACCAUUGUGUUUUUCAUCUGCUUCUUGUUGCUGGUGUUUUUGAUCAUUAUCCCAGUGUUUUACGGCCGUAACAUCAUUGUCUUUGAAAUUGCAGGAAAGGCAUGGCCGGCCUGGGUCACACUGAUACUGGUGACAGGGCUUCAGCAUGUGACUGCUAAGUUUGCUUUCAUCAAACAAAAAGCCGGCACAAGAGACCUGAACAACAGAGAGAGUCUGUUCCUCCUGACGUACCUGCUGUUCCUAAUCAACACCGUGGUGGGGCUGGUUGUUGCCAUAUGGAGAAUAGUAAUAACAGCUUUGUACAACAUCAUCCAUCUUGGUCGUAUUGAUGUCAGUCUGCUGCAUCGCACAGCAGAGUCCUAUGACCCAGCCUACUGCUACUACACACACUUCCUGAAGGUGGAGGUCAGUCAGUCGCACCCGGUGAUGAAGGCUUUCUGUGGGCUGCUGCUGGACAUGAUGGUUGGGGGUGGGAGAGCUGGACAGAAAAUACAAGAUGCAGAGGAAGCCUGCUCCUCCUUCAUGCUUUCAGGAAUUCAGGAGAAUAAGCCAAGCAAGGCGAACAGCAGUCAAAGGAUUCGCUCUCGCUGGCAGCUGAUGUACACAUUGGUUAACAACCCCUCCCUGCUGUGCUCCAGGAAGCAUUUUCAGACUCUGCAGAACUCGGAGAACGUCCUGAAUGGCACCCCCAACCGAACCUCCAAAAAGGGCAGCAAGAUGGAGGCCAGCAAGCUGGGCGCAGAGCCAGCAGAGCCUACUGAGACCCCUGAAAGCCAAGAAAAAACUGAAUGAGUUUGAGUUGGCAAUAUAUUUCAAAAUUGUACUGGGUGUAAUCUGCAUUAAACAAACCUGCAAGUGCUAAAUAUAACUACUGCAAUCAACCGCUUUGCUUCAGAGAUCUUUUAGCAUUUAACUUAUGUAAAUAGUUGUCUAAAUUAUUCUGUUUAUUUCUCUUAGGUUAGCUUUAGGCAACAAAAACAUUACAUUAAGAUCGCAUCCAGAAAGCACAAAAGUACAGAAUAUGUACUUAAACAGAAGUACAGAUACUAGUGUUAAAAAAUACUCCAGUGAAAGCUGAAGUAUGGAUUCAACUUCUAUACUAAAGUAAAAAAGUACCGGCUCUGAAAUGAACUCAAAGUAAUAAAAGUAGCUCUUUGGAGAGUGUUUCUACUACCUAUUUUUGUGCAAAGUUAACUGAACUCUGUGCUGUAUUAAUGUAAUGAUAAAAUAAUAUCAGUAGAGGGAACAAAAAACAUGUUUCAGUCUCAUUUUUAAUUCUAAUAAAUGUAUUCAGCUUGAAUCGAUUAUGAGAAGAGAAAAAGAAGGAAAUAAAAUAAAAUAGCUCUUUUUUUUGUUGCUUACAUUGCCGAGGCUGAUUUUGCCUCUAAAAAUGAGUACAGUCAGGGGUUAAAGUGAGAUUCAGCAGGUGCAGGAAACCUAAAAUCAGUUCUAAUGGCUCAGAGUGGGGAAAAGAAAAGCAUCACACAUGAAAUUAAAUAACACAGUUAGGGUUAGUCUACCUCAGUUUUUGUUGCAGCUUGUUUCACAAUAUGAAAAAAACGUGUAACAUGUACAGACCCAAUAUCUGAUUUAGAAUAAAAUAGACCUUUAUUGUCAUGUACAAUAAAAGUAUAGAAAUUAUAAUUUAAAAACAUGAAGACAUCAUGUAAGCUUUAAACUUCUGGUUUAUCAAAUCCUAAUGAGGAAAUAGCUGUAGUCCUUAUUUCUCUUCUUCCUCUCCUGUCCUGUCUUUCUUAUCUCCAUCUCUGAAUGAAUUUAGCUCUCUGACUUUUCUCUCCCUGUGAAAUAAGCAGUAGCAGCAGACAAACUGCGCACAAACAGUGUUUUUGAUGAUGCUUGCUGUGCUGAUAAAAAUGUUGUAUGUGAAAUUACCUGCCACUAAAACUAUGUCACUCCAUUUUUGUUUUGUCCUCUUCUGUUAGGCUAGCUAGAUGCUGAAGUACUUGUGUUGUGUCGGUGUUGUGCCAGAAAAAAAGAAAGCACAAACCACUUUAACCCCUGACUUUGGCACACAGGUUUGCCUCUUUCAUCUCUUUUCCCCUGGUGAACAGGACUGCCUGUCUUGAGUUACUGUUCAGGCUUAAAUCGGUUUGAUGUAUGAAGGCCCGCAGUGACGUAAAAUAAUAACUCCCUGUCAAAUGUUUUAAAACAAAAGUAACAAGUCUGUUAAGAAGUAGAACGUACAGAUAUUUAUUUUAAAAUGUAGGGUGCAAAAGUAAAAUGUUGUCAGAAAAAAAACUACUCAAGUAAAGUACAAAUACCUGAAAAUUCUACUCAAGUUCAGUAAGUUUUUGUAAUUCGUUACUGUAUGUGUAACAAAGUAAAUCAUAGGCAUUGUAUGUGAAGUUUGUGUUUACUGAGAUAGCUCACAGAACUCCCUCACACAACAGUUAGAGUGACAGAGUUCUCUUUGCCACAAAUUGACUCCACCAGUUAAAACUACUGAAAGUGCUGCAGGGACACACUGAAGCCUGACCCAAAGGAACCACUGUGCAUUUCUCAGUGCCAGAGAAUAAAGGAUGUGCUGAGAAGUUCCCAGUCGGUGACCCAAAGGGUCAGAGACCCUAGGUAGUCUACAACUUAAUAUGUGGUUAUAAUCUUGAGGUUGAUUGGAGUGUCUAUCACUAAAGUAUCCCUGCAGAGUGUACAUCACAUUUCAACCAACCAAAAGGAACUCUGAAGAAAUGUGGCUGCGAAAAGAAGAUCCAAUGGGAUUCCAAAAGAAAUAUUAAUAACAAUGCAGGUCUCAGCUCAUGUAUGAAAAAUAUAAUUUAAUUUUGUUAAGCUUUACUUUACAGUAUUGUUCAAUUAGUCUGGAAGCCUUUUUAAUUAGUUAAUACUGACUUGCAUGACGCACAGACUGAUGGCAGUGAUCAAUGUCAGCAUCAGACAUGCAGCACGGAGUCAAUAAGCAGUCCUAGUUUAUUUUUGUCUGGGUAAUGUAGCUAUGCCAGCCCAUACUGAUUGGAUAUUUGUGUUCUCAGUGGUGUAGGAGGAUUUUUAAGACCAUGGACGGGCAAAUUUAUAUAUAAACCAACUUCACAGCAAAAUCUCACAAGCUGAAGAUACAAAUAUUUUAUAUUUACUCUAGUAUAAACAUUGUUUUCUGCUGCAGAAUACAGUGUACGAUCUUAAUAUGCUGUUAGAAGACUGUAUGUGUGUUUGUUUUUAUUUACAUUUCAGCUUUGUCAUAAUAUCUUAUCUCAUAUUUAGAUACCUAAUUACAGUUUCCUAUUAGUUUCCUAUUAUGUUUGCUGUUUUACAUACAAGUCCUGAAGAUAAAUAAAAAAGCAAAAAGAUAA
This is a messenger RNA of Maylandia zebra (zebra mbuna), 4728 nucleotides long. RefSeq names its product receptor for retinol uptake stra6. Gene Ontology annotation, molecular function: signaling receptor activity; retinol transmembrane transporter activity. Gene Ontology annotation, cellular component: plasma membrane. Gene Ontology annotation, biological process: vitamin A import into cell. NCBI's taxonomy places the organism in Eukaryota, Metazoa, Chordata, Actinopteri, Cichliformes, Cichlidae. The record is from RefSeq and is a predicted model, not a curated record.